GCUACUGAUGGAGCCCGGAGAGGCUGAAGCAGCGAUUGCCAUGGCAACGCGUGCUUUUCCCCGAGCCUCGCCGCCCAACUCGUCGAAAUGGGGCCGGAGAACUUCGGGCCGCCCAAGCCCCAUAAGGCAAAAAUAUGUAUGUGGAAAUAUUUAGAUGUUCAUUCCAUGGAUCUCAUCAAUAAUGCUGAAACAACUGAUGAACUGAAAAGGCUUCUCUCUGAUUUCUUUGAUCUGAAGGAUUUUGAAUCAAAUCCUCGCUCUGCUAUCUUGUUAGAUUUGUACUUCUACACCAUCCAGUUCAGCCGUGAGCAGAGCUUCAACCGGGAACAAACCUCUGCUUUCUUCUCAAUUGUGAAGGAUGUGCACGAGGCCUGUGUGGAAACACCGCUGCCCAAUGUGGAGGAAUGCUAUAAAUAUUUCUCUGAACUGAUGUUCUGCCACUCCAUUCGGAGGCCCCCCUUCAGCAUCGAUCUCUUCAGUCAGGACCAGCUGGUGCUCAUAACCGACUACAUGAUUAACAGUUACUUCCGUCACUACAAACUUUACAAAUACGCUUUCACCCCACAGGUGCGGCUAGACAUCUCAUUCACUUACGUUGGGAUGCCUGAACCAGAACCCAAAGAGGACGAAGCUAUGGCCGAGAGUACAGAAACAGGACUGUCUUCUUUGCAUGAGGAAUUGGAGGAAGCUGGGGCCCCUGAGGAAAGUCCCACGACUGCCCUGAGAGACUUCAUCGUAUCACAACUCAAUCAGGAGUUAACCCAGCUGCGCCAUUCCAUCGACCAGCGUCUAAAAGUCACAGAGGACCAGUUUAAUGCCAAGCUGAUCCAGCUGGAGAAAGGUUCUGCUGCCAGCAAGGGGAUUGCCAAGGGCAAGAAGAAGUAAGCAGACGAGAAAGGUUGGAGUGCAAGAGGACCAUUUCCUGUCCCAGGGUUGUUUCUUCAUUUCUGAGGCUUCUGCAAAAAGGGGUCGUCCAGAGAGCAAGAGAAAACACGAAGGGAAUGGCAGUUAAAAUAGGGGAAGCAGAUGGAAAAUCUGCUUUGGAAAAUGUGAUAAGGGUUUACGGAAAAUCUCUUCUGGGUAAGGUCAUAUACUCACAGAAGGAACUGUUGUAUAAAGCAGACUGUGUUGUGAUAUUAAA
Messenger RNA from Thamnophis elegans (Western terrestrial garter snake), 1141 nucleotides. It is a transcript of the gene CFAP119, whose product is annotated as coiled-coil domain containing 189. The coding region runs from base 88 to 885 and encodes 265 amino acids. The transcript is spliced from 9 exons. Lineage: Eukaryota; Metazoa; Chordata; Lepidosauria; Squamata; Natricidae. The record is from RefSeq and is a predicted model, not a curated record.